Molecule: messenger RNA, 2740 nt
Organism: Thalassophryne amazonica
Lineage: Eukaryota; Metazoa; Chordata; Actinopteri; Batrachoidiformes; Batrachoididae
Product: gamma-aminobutyric acid receptor subunit gamma-3-like
Exons: 10
Coding region: 523-1878 (451 amino acids)
Biological process (GO): gamma-aminobutyric acid signaling pathway; regulation of postsynaptic membrane potential; nervous system process
Cellular component (GO): neuron projection; dendrite membrane; GABA-A receptor complex
Molecular function (GO): GABA-A receptor activity; inhibitory extracellular ligand-gated monoatomic ion channel activity; benzodiazepine receptor activity
Source: RefSeq, a predicted model, not a curated record
UUAAAUAAAAGUGGAGUGCAGAUGAUGACGUAUAGACUGCAUGCACGCACACUAAAUUACAUUUAUUUUACACGCACUUCAGUCGUGGUCCAGGUGCUGCAUGUACACUGUGCACGGCGAGUGAAUGAGUCAUGCAAGAUGCGCAUCUCUUAAGGUUCACCACCACCUCCUCCUCUUCCUCCUCCUCCUCCUCUUUCUCCUCUCCAGCAUCAUCAUCAUCAUCAUCAUCCUCAUCCUCAGCAGCAGCAGAAGCAGCUCCGGCACCGAACCCCACGGAGGGAGGCAUCCACUCGUCUCUCCGCCGGAUCCAUCGCGCAGAUCGAUCGUCGUUGCCUCCUGGAGAAAAUUCCCGCAGGAGCACGUAGAACUAAAAGGAGGGGGAAAAAAGUGUGGGUGGAUGAGGAAGUUCAGCGCGCGGAUUGAUGGUCGCGCAGCACUGGGCACUUUUUGGCAGCACGCGCUGGGAUCACCAUCCACCCACCAAAAACGGACUCCCGUUCUUGCCACUGUUCGGAGGUGAAAAUGCCAGUCAAGUUUUUGGUCACCCUCUUAUCACUUCUGCUCGCUCGGGGUGCUCGAUCUGAUCAGCUGGAAUAUGCAGACGACUAUGAAGAUCACCAUGAUAUCACUAUCAAUCAGAUGUUGGUGCCCAGAUCCCACCAGGCGGACGCCACGCUCAUACUCAAUAAUUUGUUGAAGGAAUACGACAAAACCCUUCGCCCAGAUAUUGGAGUCAAGCCAACAGUCAUCGAUGUGGGCAUAUAUGUCAACAGCAUUGGGCCUGUGUCAUCCAUAGACAUGGAGUACCAGAUCGAUAUUAUCUUUGCUCAGACAUGGGUGGACACCCGUCUGCGUUACAACAGCAGCAGCAUGCGGAUUCUGACCCUCAACAGCAAUAUGGUCGGCUUGAUCUGGCUGCCGGACACCAUCUUCAGGAAUUCUAAGAACGCAGAUUCGCACUGGAUCACAACACCCAAUCAGCUACUCCGCAUCUGGAAUAAUGGAAAAAUACUCUACACGCUGAGGAUGACCAUCAAUGCCGAAUGCCAGCUGCAACUGCAUAAUUUCCCAAUGGAUGAACACUCCUGUCCUCUUGUCUUCUCCAGCUAUGGCUACCCACGAGAUGAGAUUAUCUACAAGUGGAGGCGAAACUCAGUAGAGACGUCGGACCAGAAGUACUGGAGGCUUUACCAGUUUGAUUUUAUGGGGCUAAGAAACAGCACAGACAUGCUCACAACCACAGCAGGUGACUAUAUAUUGAUGACAGUGUACUUUGACCUCAGCAGAAGAAUGGGCUACUUCACCAUUCAGACCUACAUCCCCUGUAUCCUGACUGUGGUCCUAUCCUGGGUCUCCUUCUGGAUUAAAAGUGACGCCACACCUGCAAGGACGGCACUAGGUAUCACGACAGUGCUGACCAUGACGACCCUGAGCACGGUGGCCAGGAAUUCAUUGCCCAGAGUGUCCUACGUGACGGCCAUGGAUCUGUUUGUGACCGUGUGCUUCUUAUUCGUCUUUGCUGCUAUGAUUGAAUACGCAAUGCUCAACUACUACUCCUACAGUAUACGCAGACCUCCUCCUAGGGUGCAGAGAAUGGCCUACUCAUCUUUCAAUAUGAGUCGCACACCUCGACCCAUGAUGCCCAUAGGCAACUCCCUCUUCUGGCACAACUACGAUGACAACUGCCUGUACGAGUGCCUGGAUGGAAAAGACUGCAAGAGCUUCUUCUGCUGCUAUGAGGAGUGUAAAGAAGGUGGUUGGAGAAAAGGACGGAUCCAUGUCAACAUCCGUGAGCUGGAUUCUUACUCCCGGGUUUUCUUUCCCACCUCCUUCUUGCUCUUCAACAUUGUCUACUGGGUCAGCUACCUCUACCUCUAGUUGGUCUCAGGUCUCAGGUCCAUGCUUCUCGUGAGACAGACUCCUCGUCACCUUCUGCAUCACGGCUCAUGAAUCAAGGUCAAAAGUAAAUGUGGAGGAAACGCGGUGGAUCCCUUGUAUGGGUUUAUGAAAGACAUGCUGCUUCAGGAGCAGUAUGACUAAAACGCACUGCAGUGCAUGGUAAGUAUCAAGGCUGUAGACCAAUAAGGAGGCACUUGAGAAUAAAAGCUCAGCAGUAGAACAAGCCGCCAGUAUUGUCCCAGAUGGAUAGGUACCUUUUGUGACUCUCGGAAACCAAACAACCAACAGCUGUAACUUAAGAGCCGUUGGGAAAUGAGGUUGUGUUGCUAAAUCUUGGUCGACGAGAUGGUGAAGCACCCAUAGUGCCUUCUUUAGAAAGGGUGCCACACAGAGAGACACAGCUUCAGAGAUCCCUCCAUUAUCUUUAUUACCUCAUCCAUCAUCGCGCCGCAUGCUGAGCUGUUUAUUCUUUGAAGAAGCAAAUCCGGAACACAGUUUUUGCCACUAGAGACGUUCGAAAGGAUUGCUCACCAUUCAUUUUGUAGCACAUUUAGUUUUGGUUGUACAUCAGAAUUAGUUCUAAUAACAAAAAAGGUUUUCUUAUUAUUAUGGGAAUUUUCACAGUGAAUCUACUAGUUCACACAUACGUUUGUUAAUUGUUGAAUAUGAGUUAAGAGCAGUGGUUGUCUGGUAAAAUCUUGUUUGUUAGUGAGCUUUGUUCAUGAUGCUUUACGCAGUUUCAAUGCCAAGAAGACUGAAGUGUUUUAAUGAUUGCUGGGUUACAAACACACAUGCACACAAACAUGAACAUACUCAUCUCCACACUUCACUUUAGGGAAAA